Messenger RNA from Acytostelium subglobosum LB1, 1386 nucleotides. RefSeq lists its product as hypothetical. NCBI's taxonomy places the organism in Eukaryota, Evosea, Eumycetozoa, Acytosteliales, Acytosteliaceae. The transcript has 4 exons. The coding region runs from base 1 to 1386 and encodes 461 amino acids. The record is from RefSeq and is a predicted model, not a curated record.
AUGCUAAUACUUAUAAAAUCACCAACUAUUACAUUCAGUCUUGAGGUACAACCUGAGGAUGAUGUACAGGUGUUAAAUGAGAAGAUUGAAGUCGGUAGACCAAUAUCAAGAACUGGUAUCAAGGAGGAGACCACAAUCCAAAUGUCCGUCAUCAAAGAGAUGUCCUUCAUUGUUCUCUACAACAACUUUGAACAUCCUCUAACCAUUCCAAACAAUGAUGGUAUCACCAUAGCAACUCUCCAAGCUCAAAUCAAGAUCAAACUUAAAUCUGACAUACCAUUGUUGGCUACACAUGAUUCGGUGUUGAAGAAGGCUGGAAAUCCAACGGUGUUGACAAAGACUCAGUUGAUCCACUCGACUUUGUCAAACAAUGAGGUGUUGGAGAUGGAGUUGGUCGAGGCUCCACCUGUGCCUGCUGGUGCCGAUGAGGAUGUCUUUGAUCAGGAGGCAUUGUUGAAGAGUUUUGCCGAGACUUCAAUAUCAUCAGAUGUCGAGAUUGUCUUUUGUUUCGAUACAACUGGAUCAAUGGCAUCGAUCAUUCAGAAUGUCCGAACCCAAGUCGAGUCAACAGUCAGUCGUUUGAUCAAAGAUAUACCAAACAUCCGUAUUGGUAUUAUGGGUUUGGGUGAUUAUUGUGAUGCUGCCAAGGUGUUGACCACAUUGGAUCUAACCCAGAACUUGGAGGAGUUGGUACAAUUCAUCAAGAAUGUACCUGCGACUUCUGGAGGUGAUGCUCCCGAGGCCUAUGAAUGGGCCCUCAGGAAGGCCAAGACCCUCUCAUGGUCGACCCACACUUCCAAAGCUUUCGUUAUGAUCGGUGAUGCCAACCCCCACGAGCCAUCACACACCAACCUAUCCAUCAACUGGUUCGAAGAAUGUGAUGACUUGUAUGACAUGGGAGUCAAGAUAUAUGGAGUCAAGGCAUUGGGCAACUCACCAUUCUAUGAGGAGAUUGCAAUGAGAACUGGUGGAGUUUGCAUCAAUUUCAAGAACUUCUCAUUCAUCACUGAGAUGUUCUUGGCCAUUUGUUAUCGUGAGGCUUCAAAGGAGAAGUUCAAACAAUUCGAGUCAGAGUUGGCCAACAAGAUUGAACAGAACAAUGACAUGUCAUCUAUUAUGGCAGAUUUGAACAAGGAUAACUUUGAAGUUGUUUGUGAUGGUGAUGGUGAUGGGUCGUCAUCCAAUGACAACUCAAUCAACACUACCACUUCAUCCUCUUCCACCUCAUCUCCAUCUAACAAGAUUACCAAGAUACGUGGAAAGCCUACCACCAUGCGUUGUACCGAGACCUGGUUCGACCAUGACAAGGACAGACGCUUCAAUGCCAAUCCAACUUAUUACUUCCACAAUAACUUGGGACACUUUACAACCAAGUUUUUUAAUUAA